This is a messenger RNA of Papilio machaon (common yellow swallowtail), 1879 nucleotides long. RefSeq names its product dnaJ protein homolog 1 (gene DnaJ-5). NCBI's taxonomy places the organism in Eukaryota, Metazoa, Arthropoda, Insecta, Lepidoptera, Papilionidae. Gene Ontology annotation, biological process: negative regulation of transcription by RNA polymerase II. Gene Ontology annotation, molecular function: protein-folding chaperone binding. The transcript is spliced from 3 exons. Gene Ontology annotation, cellular component: cytosol. Bases 125 to 1186 code for a protein of 353 amino acids. The record is from RefSeq and is a predicted model, not a curated record.
UGCGUUUCAUUCAGUUGUGAAGUUGAUAGUGUGAAGUUGUGAGUUGUGUUGUGUGUGAAAUUUUGAAAUUUUCAUCUAGUUAUUUCUGGAUUUUGAUUGAAAGUGUAAUUGUCGAUUCAAUAAAAUGGGUAAAGAUUACUACAAAAUGUUAGGCCUUACAAAAGGCGCCACUGACGACGAAAUAAAAAAGGCGUAUCGUAAGUUGGCACUCAAAUACCACCCGGACAAGAACAAAGCGCCUGGCGCGGAGGAGAGAUUCAAGGAAGUUGCGGAGGCGUACGAAGUGUUAUCAGAUAAGAAAAAGAGGGAAAUUUAUGAUGCGCACGGGGAGGCAGGCUUGAAAGGAGGCAUGGGCGGACAAAACGGACCAGGUGUCGGACAGUCGUACUCGUACACGUUCCAUGGAGAUCCAAGAGCCACGUUUGCACAAUUCUUCGGCUCUGCGAGUCCGUUCCAAGCGUUCUUCGACCUCAACGGUGGCAGCGGAGGUACGACGAUGUUCUUCGACCGCGACAUGGACGUUGACAUGGAUCCAUUCGCAAACAUGGGCAUGGGACAAACGCGGUCCGGCGGGCCCGGUGGAGCUUUCCGUAGCCACAGUUUCAACUUCCACGGCUCACCUAAUAGAAAGGAGAAAACCCAGGACCCGCCGAUCGAACACGAUCUGUACGUGUCGUUGGAAGACAUCGCGCGCGGCUGCGUCAAGAAGAUGAAGAUCUCCCGUCGCGUCAUCCAGGCAGAUGGCACGUCCAAGAAGGAAGAUAAGGUGUUGACGAUACACGUGAAGCCUGGCUGGAAGGCAGGCACUAAAAUCACUUUCCAAAAAGAAGGGGACCAAGGCAGGAAUAAGAUCCCAGCUGACAUUGUGUUCAUCAUCCGAGACAAGCCUAACCCACUGUUCAAGAGAGAAGGCAGUGAUAUCAGAUAUACAGCUAAAGUCUCAUUGAAACAGGCUCUUUGUGGCACAAUUAUUGAAGUACCAACAAUGACAGGUGAGAAGCUAACUGUAAACUUACAAGGAGAGGUUGUCAAGCCCCACACUGUGAAACGGUUUCCGGGAUAUGGCCUACCAUUCCCCAAGGAGCCUACGAGGAAGGGUGAUCUUCUAGUUGCAUUUGACAUCAAAUUCCCAGACCGAUUAAGUUCAGGAGUGAAAGAAAUACUCAUGGACACUCUACCUAACUAAAUUUGUGGUACUAAGUCAGUUGGAUUUAUAAGAACUAUUAAAGUGUAUAAUGUGAGUUCUGGUGACUCCAUGUUUUGUUGUGGAGUUCAGACAUCACCGGUAUGCUCAAAUGUGAAGCUCACUCCUGCACAGAUGACUUCUGUUGCAGGAAACAUCAUACUCAUUUUAUCUUAAGUUUGAAUUGCUUCCAGUCGGGGUCUAGUCCUGUGACAAUUAUUUAUUGAAAGCUUUUUAUUAUGAAACAUUAGAAGCUAUAUGUUUAAGGUACUUAUGGACCCUGGCGUAGUCUGUUUGCUAGAGGUCUGAAGCAGAUAUGAUGGAGUUUACGAUUUUGUGGCUGGUAUGUUAAAAUGUAUGUCUGUGUGUCUCCCUGUGCGUUGUAGUACAGAGAGACGUGUUUGUCUAUGAUGUGGUUGUGUGAAUAUUUAAUUUGAUGUAAAUAUUUUCCAUUUUGUACAUAAUGUGAUUAAUGGAACAGUGAUUGUAAGUUUUAAGUUUCAAGGCUCAUUGACUAUUGAGCUAUUUGACAUCACGUCUGGUUCCAUAUUGUGACAAACUUUCAAUAAUAGUUCCAUAGAGAAUAAGUCUAGAAACUAAGAACUGUCAAUUGCAUUUAAUUGGUUUUUGAAAUAAGAUUUUAAUAGAAAAUAAAUUUCAUUUCAAAGACUGUAACAUUAAUUAUUAAUUACAGUA